UGUGCCAGUACACACAUUAUUCUCUACAGAAGUUCUCCACUCUAGAGAAUAAUCUUUGCAAGAAGUAGAGCGUACAGAUAUUUUUUGCUGAAACCAUGGGGAAAAAGAUUUGUGUGAUAGGAGCUGGCUCCAGCGGAUUGACCGCUAUCAAAUGCUGCCUUGAUGAAGAUUUGGAACCCACCUGCUUUGAGAGCAGUGAUGAUAUUGGGGGUUUGUGGAGAUUUAAGGAGAAUCCAGAAGAUGGCCGAGCCAGUAUCUAUAAAUCUGUGAUUAUAAACACUUCCAAGGAAAUGAUGUGUUUCAGUGAUUAUCCCAUCCCAGAUGAAUUUCCAAACUAUAUGCACAACAGCAAGAUAAUGGAAUAUUUCCGCAUGUACGCCAAGAACUUCAAUCUCCUAAAAUAUAUCCGGCUUAAGACGUCUGUGUGCAGUGUAAAGAGACACCCUGAUUUUGCUACCACCGGACAAUGGGAUGUUGUGACGGAAUGUGACGGGAAGAAGGAAUCACAUAUAUUUGAUGGCAUUCUGAUCUGUAGCGGACAUCACACUUUCCCACAUUUACCAUUGCAUUCAUUUCCAGGCAUUGAGAAGUUCAAAGGCCAAUAUUUCCACAGUCGGGACUAUAAGAACCCACAAUCAUUUCAGGACAAAAGGGUCAUCGUCAUUGGCAUUGGAAAUUCUGGAGGUGAUCUGGCUGUAGAGUUAAGUUCUGUUGCAAAACAGGUCUAUCUAAGCACCAGAAGGGGAGCAUGGGUUGUUAACCGUGUCUGUGAUGAAGGUUUUCCACUGGACGUGGUCCUCUACAGUCGAUACAGAUUGCUCCUGAAACAAUUUAUGACAACAGAAAUGCUGAACAACUGGGCAGAGAAAAAGAUGAAUGCACGAUUCAAUCAUGAAAAUUAUGGAAUAAAACCCAAGCAUAGAAUUUCCAGUCAACAUCCAACUAUCAAUGAUGACUUGCCGAAUCGUAUAAUUGCAGGAAAAGUACUUAUGAAAUGCAAUGUUAAGGAAUUCACGGAAACAGAUGCAAUAUUCGAAGAUGGAACAGUGGAAAAAAAUAUUGAUGCGGUAUUCUUUGCCACCGGAUACAGUUUCUCUUUCCCAUUUUUCGAUGACCCAGCCCUCAAAGUGGUAAAUAACAAGAUUCCACUAUACAAGAUGGUGUUUCCACCAGUUUUGGAGAAGACUACGGUAGCAUGUAUUGGCCUCAUUCAGCCCAUUGGGGCCAUCAUGCCCCUUUCAGAACUUCAAGCUCGAUGGGCCACAAGAGUUUUCAAAGGACUGUGCAAACUCCCUUCAAAAGAUGAUAUGCUGGCAGAUAUAGCCAUGAAAAAAAGAGAGCUGGAGUGUCGGUAUGUGGAGAGCCCACGACACACCAUCCAAGUUGACUUUCUGGAAUAUUUGGAUGAACUUGCCUCUCAGAUUUGUGUAAAACCCAAUGUACUGCGAUUCCUGUUUACAGACCCUAAGCUGGCCUGGGAGCUAUUCUUUGGUCCUUGUACACCUUACCAGUACCGUCUCACCGGAGAUGGAAAAUGGCCUGGUGCAAGGAAAGCCAUACUUUCACAACGCGAUCGCAUCAUCAAACCAACUAAAACCCGUGUCUUAGAUGAUGAUAUGACAAAGCACAAAUCUCCCAUCUCAUUCCUUCUGAAAAUAUUGAGUAUUUUUGCCAUCCUUUCUGCAAUUUAUUUUGUAUACAUUUAAAGCCAGAUCUGUAACUAUAUAGAAACAUAGAAUGUGACGGCAGAUAAGAACCAUUCGGCCCAUCUAGUCUGCUCAAUUUUCUAAAUACUUUGGCCUUAUCUUAUAGCUAGGAUAGCCUUAUGUCUAACCUAUGCAUGCUUAAACUCCUUUACUGUGUUA
This is a messenger RNA of Pelobates fuscus (common spadefoot toad), 1865 nucleotides long. Its product is annotated as flavin-containing monooxygenase 5-like. The record is from RefSeq and is a predicted model, not a curated record. The transcript is spliced from 9 exons. NCBI's taxonomy places the organism in Eukaryota, Metazoa, Chordata, Amphibia, Anura, Pelobatidae. Bases 96 to 1706 code for a protein of 536 amino acids. Gene Ontology annotation, molecular function: NADP binding; flavin adenine dinucleotide binding; N,N-dimethylaniline monooxygenase activity.